Camelina sativa (false flax) is the source of this 4132-nucleotide messenger RNA. The record is from RefSeq and is a predicted model, not a curated record. Lineage: Eukaryota; Viridiplantae; Streptophyta; Magnoliopsida; Brassicales; Brassicaceae.
AUGAACGUUGACCAAUGCCAGUGGCCGAAGAAGAUGAUGGGUAGGGGAGUGGACGGAGGUUGUGGAGCUGAAGAGAAGCCUUGUCGCCCAUUUCGUAGGGCUGCGUUAGAUAAGGAUAAUGGGAACAAGGGGUUUGAGGAUAUGGGUUCGUUGGAAAUUGGUUUCUUAGCUCAGGCUAACAAGAACCUCUCUGAGAGGUCUCCGUUUGAUCUUCCUGAAGAUGGUUCCACUUCAGGGUUAACUGUGCCUACUCUACCCGUUGGCUUAGCUAAUUUGCUUAACCGUACUGAUAACAAGAAAAGGCACAAGAAGUCUCAUUCUGGUACGGAGAAUAAGAAGAACAAGUCUUCUAGGCAAGGGGAUAAGUUGAGAAGUGGCAGUAUCUGGGUUGAGCAUGAGGACUACUUUAGGCGCUUAGAAUUGCCUGAUUUAGAAACGUUGUCAGAUUUAGUAUCUCUACGAUCUUUAUCUUCUAGAAACUGCUUUUCAGUUCCAUCGGUGGAAUACGAAUCUAUUGAUAUCCAACAGAGGGAAACCGAUGCUAGUGCAAAGAAUGAGGAUGUUGUUUGUGCAGAUGGCGUUGUUCUGGAAGAAAUUAAGAACGCUCUCAUUAAAGAUAUAUCUGAAGGCACAGUAAACAAAGAAGAGGUAAACGAGGAUGUUGUUCAGCCAAUGGGUGUUGACAAUGUGGGGGAUGAAAUUUCAUCUGCGUCAGACUAUUCUGGUAGUUUAGAAUGGGUUUUAGGUAUUAGAAAUAGGAUUUUGUUGACAUCGGAAAGGCCCUCCAAAAAGCGGAAGCUUCUUGGUGGUGAUGCAGGUUUGGGCAAAUUAAUGGUUGCGGCUCCUUGUGAAGGGAACACAUUGUUAUGUGAUUUUUGCUGCACUGGUGACGCCAAGGAAUAUCAUCACCAGUUAAUUGUUUGCACCUCCUGCAAAGCUACAGUUCAUAAAAAAUGCUAUGGCCUGCUUGAAGAUUCAGAUAAAUCGUGGUUGUGCUCUUGGUGUGAGCUGGAGAAUGGUCGUGUUGAUUCAGAAAGACCAUGCUUGCUAUGUCCAAAAAAGGGUGGCAUCCUGAAAUCUGUUCUCUCAAAAACUGAGAAUGGUGGGCCGGUGGAGUUUGCUCAUCUGUUUUGUUCUCUGUGGAUGCCUGAGCUGUAUAUAGAAGACUUGAAAAAAAUGGAGCCCAUCUUGAAUUUGCAUGGAAUAAAAGAAACUCGGAGGAAGUUAUUGUGUAACUUGUGCAAGGUGAAAUCUGGUGCUUGCAUUCGCUGUUGUAAUGGAUCAUGCAGAACAUCAUUCCAUCCUAUAUGCGCAAGGGAGGCAGGGAAUAGACUAGAGGUCUGGGGAAAACAUGGGUGUGAUACUGUUGAACUGCGAGCUUUCUGCUCAAAGCAUUCAGAUAGUCAAGAAAAUGGAAAGUCCGUAGAGGGAGGAGAAAGUAAUGCUGUUGAUAGUCGUUCUCCUAUAUGUCAUCUUCCGUCAGAACCUGUAAGAGAAGGUCACCUUUGUAAUGAUGAGAUGGGACUUGACUUAGGAACACCGGACCACGUUGGAUCAGGAAUGACUGUGAGAAGCAACGAAGAUGAAAGAACUCUAUCCAAGUCGCUUAGUUUUGGAUUGAUUCUGAAAAAGUUGAUCGACCUGGGGAAAGUGGAUGUGAAGGAUGUGGCUGCAGAGAUUGGGGUCAAUCCUGAUGCUUUGAGUGCCAAACUUACGGACGGAGACUUGUUACCUGAUAUACUAGGCAAAGUAGUUAAAUGGCUUAGCCAGCAUGCACACAUGGGUUCUGGGAAUAAAGGCGAAAAUUUGAAACGUAAGAACACUAGUAAAUCUGAGCGUCGGGCUAUCUGUACUGAAGGCAUAGUGAUGCUAGAUUCUGAAAUCUUAGAUCCUGCUGUCACUAAGGCUUAUUCUAUUGAGCGAACACUUGAAAGCAACAUUUGUAAUAAUACGGAGAAUAAUACAAUAUGUAUGUUAACUGAAAAUUGUACUGGUAAUGGUAUUAUGGUUGAUGAAGCUAAAGCCAAUGGAUCAGUUUUGACGAAUGAAGGAAGUGUGAGCUUGGCACCUGGUCAUUCUCCAGAAGAACAGAAAUCAAUAGGGAUUGAUCAGGAAGUUAAUGAUGGGAAAUUUUCAGUUCUUCCUUCUGAUGAUCAUGGACAACGAUCAAACUCCAGUUCUUCUGGUGUCAUGCUGAAGAAUGCCAUUUCCUUGGGGCCAAAUAGUUCUCAGAAUCGUGGAAAUUUGAACUGUCCAACCCCCAUUAUCUUGGAUCUCCUUGAUCAUGAAGCAUAUCCUGGUUUCAAUCCUCAUCCUUAUAUCCUCAAAGAAUUGUCAGAACUGGGCAAGGGACAGACCCUGAAAAGCAGCAGGGAUUCUGAUGUGGCUAGGGUGUCAACCAAAACUGAUGGCUCUGAAGAAGGAAACAAACAUCUGCAGGGCGCUGGCGAUCACACUAUCUGUAGUAAUCUCCAAAAUCAGAGUGCACACUGUGGAGACACAAUUCGUCAGUUAUCUAAAGCUAGGAAAUUGGGCAUACUGGAUAUGUCUCCUGAAGAUGAAGUGGAAGGGGAACUUCUAUAUUAUCAGCUUCAGUUACUUGGCACUGCAGUUUCAAGAAAGGAACUUUCUGACAAUUUAGUCUAUGAAGUUGCCAAAAGAUUGCCUCUGGAGAUUGAUGAACAACAUGGACGAAGAUGGGAUGAUGUUCUGGUAAACAAAUAUUUCCAUGAUGUCAGGGAAACAAGAAAGCAAGGUAGGAAAGAGAAAAGACACAAACAAGCCCAGGCUGUACUAGCUGCUGCUACCGCUGCAGCGGCGACAUCUUCUAGGAAUACAUCGCUUAGGAAAGAUAUGUCAGAAGAACAAGCACAGCAAGAGAUAAGCACUUCUAGACGUAAAGUUGUUGGUAGCUCUCAUCUAGUGCCACAAACAAAGGAAACACUGCCGAUUCUCAGAAACAUGGGGCAGAGGAGCUAAAAAGUCUCAAGCAUUAUAGGGUUGAACUUGAGAGGUUACGCCUUCUGUGUGAGCGGAUAGUCAAGAGGGAGAAAUUAAAGCGAGAGUUGGCUAUUUCUUCGCAUGAAAUACUUGCUGCCAAAAGGGAUCACGCUGCACGUUCAUUACAUGUACGUAAUCCAUUUUCUCCUCCAGAAGUUUCGUCGGACUCAGCUACAACAUCAGUAAAAGGUCAUCCUGAUAGUAAUAUAUCUGGCAGUGAAGCAAUACAGAGGUCAGAUGAUAUCACCAUUGACAGCACAGUCUCUGUUAAGCGCCGUGGCAAAGGUCCCAUGUUAAUGGACACCGAUCAGAAAACCGAUGACAGUGCUACUUCCAAGAGUCGGUUUUCCCGUAAGCCAACCGAAAGACAGAUAUUUUCUGGGAAAACCGUUCCCCGAAAACAUUGUAUAGUCUCACCUAGUGUUUCAGAGGAUGGAGAUAAAGGGUCAAAGCCUAAGAAGCAGCAUGUAGAAACAUUUGCAAAAGAGCUGGUGAUGACAUCAGAUGAAGCUUCUUUCAAGAACCGACGGCUCCCAAAGGGUUACUUUUAUAUUCCUGUUGAUUGCUUUCAGGAAGACAAGCCGGGAAACCAGAGGGCAGCUUCAUCUGACAAGCCAGCGAACCAGAAGACAUCUUCAGGUGAUCAGUCAGGCAAAGACGGGUAAAGCUGAGAACACAAUAUGCGCCCAUAGCUCUUACCCUAGUUAGAUAGUGGCCAUUGGUGGACAUCACCUUCUGCGCCCUAACCAGGAUUCACCAACUGGCUUGAAGCAAAAAGAACCGAUGGUAUUGCUACAAAAAAGCUGAGGCUGCAACUGAGACUCGGCUAAAAUACAGUUAAAAGGGCAUUGUGAAGCUUUUGGGUACUGAUACAAACUGUGCCUAUGGCAAUGUGAGAUUUGAGGGUAACAUCUCUAAUUCUCUAUAGAAAAGAGGCUUCAGAUUGGAUUAAGGGAAGUGAGAAAAAAGCUCCCUAUUACCAUAUAAAGAAGGAUCGGUCACGUGUAAUUCUGUUUGUAUAAAGGAGCGGAAAAAGGGGUUGCAUAAGUGUAUAUAUUCAUCAAGUGUGUCUAAAAUCUGACCAAGGGAAUAAUAGUUGUCUGGAAAUUCUUUUAGUUAUGCGUUUUCUUAA